AUGAAGCCCUUCAGUCUCCUCGCUAUCCUUACAGCACUGUUAGGCCAUGCCACCUUCGGUACCGCUCAGUCCACCACCUCUGCUGCAGGUGCUUGCCCGACAGUUCUCACUCCUUCGUAUGAUGCCCCUGUUGUUGGCUCCGGGUGGACUGCCCAGCUUAUCGCCACCGGUCUGAAGGAUCCACGGAGCAUCAUCUUUGACCAGAAUGGCGCAUUGCUCGUUGUCCAGAAGGGGUCUGGCAUCGUCCGCAUGACACUGACUGACAACGGAGGGACCUGUCUCGCCGUCAGCAAGACCUCGACGGUCGUCGAGAACUCAGAUCUGAACCAUGCUGUUCAACUGUCGGCCGACGGACGCACCUUGUAUGCUUCCACCUCCAAUGAGGUGUAUCGUUGGCCAUAUGACGCCGCUGCUGGUACUGUGGGCGACAGCGAGACACUUGUGACCAACAUGAGCAAUUCAGGACAUGUAUCGCGGACACUAUUGCUGUCCCGGAAGGCCAAUAACACCUUGUUGGUGUCCCGUGGGAGUGCCGAGAACAUGGACUUUGGUGCCGCUCAGCUCAACUCCGGUAUCUCACAGAUACGGGCCUUCGACAUUAACAACUUGCCAAGCGGCCGACCCUAUGACUACCCGUCCGAGGGUAGACUUAUGGGCUGGGGCCUGAGGAAUAGUGUUGGGGUCGCUGAGCACCCAGUCACGGGCGGUAUAUACAGCGUCGAGAACUCUGCGGAUCAGGUCGAAAGAACCGGGACUGAUGUCCAUCAAGACAACCCCGGUGAGGAGAUGAACUACCACGGGUUCCUCAACGACUCUACUGAGGAUCAGGGCGGCAACUAUGGUUACCCGGACUGUUUUGCCCUCUGGGGCACUGAUAACUUCCCGGACAAGGGCAACAUGACCGUGGGUAGCCAAUUCGCGCUCAACCCUAGCAACACGCUCAACGACACGACUUGCGCACAGGAGCACGUCCCGCCACGGCUGACAUUCCAAGCUCACACGGCACCUCUGGACAUGGUCUUUGACAGCAACGGCACGGCAGCAUACAUCACCUUCCACGGCUCGUGGGAUCGCACGGAGCCCGCGGGCUAUGUGCUUUCGAGCGUGCAGUUCGACGGCAACACGGGUGCGCCCGUCGCACAGCCCGACAGCAACAGCGCCACGGCCGACGUGCUCAGCAACGCCGACCUGUCCAAGUGCCCAGACUCGUGCUUCCGCCCCGUCGGGCUCGCCUGGGACGCCCGGGGCCGGCUCUUCAUGAGCUCGGACUCAACGGGCGAGAUCUACGUGCUGCAGCGGUCCGAGAUGUCUGCGACCGGUGGCGGGGAGACCGGGACUGGUACGGGCUCCGGGACUGGCACGCUUGUCACCCCGACUUCGAGCCCAAACCUUGCAACGCGGUCGGGUAGGAAUCGGCCGGGCGAGGAAGCCAUCUUCCUGGCCGGACUAGCUGUUGCGCUGUCGAUGGUCUGCGGGGUGUUCUUCACCGUGGCUUAG
Molecule: messenger RNA, 1497 nt
Organism: Diaporthe batatas
Lineage: Eukaryota; Fungi; Ascomycota; Sordariomycetes; Diaporthales; Diaporthaceae
Exons: 5
Coding region: 1-1497 (498 amino acids)
Source: RefSeq, a predicted model, not a curated record